AUGAUUUGCACUCAGAAAUUUAUUGAUACUGAAGCUCAAACGUCUGCACCCGGCAACGGCAAAGCACCCGGCAACGGCAAAGCACCCGGCAACGGCAAAGCACCCGGCAACGGCAAAGCACCCGGCAACGGCAAAGCACCCGGCAACGGCAAAGCACCCGGCAACGGCAAAGCACCCGGCAACGGCAAAGCACCCGGCAACGGCAAAGCACCCGGCAACGGCAAAGCACCCGGCAACGGCAAAGCACCCGGCAACGGCAAAGCACCCGGCAACGGCAAAGCACCCGGCAACGGCAAAGCACCCGGCAACGGCAAAGCACCCGGCAACGGCAAAGCACCCGGCAACGGCAAAGCACCCGGCAACGGCAAAGCACCCGGCAACGGCAAAGCACCCGUCAACGGCAAAGCACCCGUCAACGGCAAAGCACCCGUCAACGGCAAAGCACCCGUCAACGGCAAAGCACCCGUCAACGGCAAAGCACCCGUCAACGGCAAAGCACCCGUCAACGGCAAAGCACCCGUCAACGGCAAAGCACCCGUCAACGGCAAAGCACCCGUCAACGGCAAAGCACCCGUCAACGGCAAAGCACCCGUCAACGGCAAAGCACCCGUCAACGGCAAAGCACCCGUCAACGGCAAAGCACCCGUCAACGGCAAAGCACCCGUCAACGGCAAAGCACCCGUCAACGGCAAAGCACCCGUCAACGGCAAAGCACCCGUCAACUAUGACUGCACCAGUGAAGACAUUGUAAAUGGGCCCAAUUUCAUGGCUUCUUCUGGUGAUGAGGGUGAAGUGAGCGAGACCACUGACACGGUCUAG
Molecule: messenger RNA, 819 nt
Organism: Schistocerca nitens (vagrant locust)
Lineage: Eukaryota; Metazoa; Arthropoda; Insecta; Orthoptera; Acrididae
Product: circumsporozoite protein-like
Exons: 3
Coding region: 1-819 (272 amino acids)
Source: RefSeq, a predicted model, not a curated record